CUGGUGGAGCAGAAACCAGUGCAGGUGUCACCUGUCCGGUCUCCAUGUGUCUGCUCCGCGGCAGGAUGCUCGUUCUGCAGCCCUCCAGCCGGACGUCUGGAUGAGGAGCUUCAUGGAGGAGAGAGGAACCUGUUCGACACGAUGAACAAAGUUGGACUUAUUGGAGUGCUGCUGCUGCCUCAGGUAAAGUCCUCGUCAGGUUGUCAUCCUCACGUCAACCUAGUGAAAGAGGAGGAGAAGUGCCUGAGAGAUGCUCUUCUCUACGAUUCACACCGAGCAGCAGAAAACAACGUCAGCAGCGUGCACUGUGAAGGAAUGUGGGAUCAUCUGAACUGCUGGCCUCCCGCUUCUCUCGGGGAAACCGUCGCUCAACCAUGUCCAGAGUUUUUCAAUUCAGAAGGGACGGUGCAUCGCAACUGCUCCGCCGGCGGCUGGACGGACCCCCUGGUCCCCCACGAGGACGCGUGUGGCUACUCCUUCAACGAGACGCUCCCCUUCCUGGGAGAGUCCUCAGAUUCUCAUCUGUACUUCUCCUACGUGAAAACCAUGUACACAGCGGGAUACACACUGUCCCUCAUCUCCCUCACCAUCGCCAUCACCAUUUUCUGUCUGUUCAGGAAGCUCCACUGCACCAGGAACUACAUCCACAUCCAGCUCUUCCUCUCCUUCAUCCUGAGGGCCAUCUUCAUCUUCAUCAGAGACUCUCUGCUGUUUACUAAUGAGGAGCUCUACCACUGUGACCACUACCCGGUGGCGUGCAAGCUCGUCCUGAUGUUCUCCAACUACUCCAUCCUGGCCAACUACAGCUGGCUGCUGGUGGAGGGCCACUUCCUGUUCACGCUGGUGAGCCGCUCCUUCUUCUCGCUGAAGAAACACCUGGUCUGGUACAUCGUCCUGAGCUGGGGUUUACCGGUGAUUGUCAUCGUCUCCUGGGGCUGUGCCAAGUAUUUCUAUGAAGACGAAGGCUGUUGGGAAACCAGGAGCCAUGAGUGGAUUUGGUGGAUACUUCGAGUGCCUGUGCUUCUGACGAUAUCUAUGAAUCUCGUCUUCUUUCUGGGGAUUCUGAGGAUUCUGGUGAGCAAGCUGAGGAUGCCCGACACUCAGAGGAACGAGUUCAGUCAGUAUAAGAGACUGAUCAAGUCCACGUUCUUCCUGGUGGCUCUGUUCGGUCUGCACUACAUCCUGUUUGUCUUCCUGCCUGUGGAGGUCAGCAGCCUGGUGUUUAAGAUCUGGACGUUUGCAGAGCUGGCUCUGUCCUCCACACAGGUACACGAGCUCAAACAGUUCACUGAGAAUAAUGAUCGAUACAAACACACUGACGACGCCUGUCUGUGCCUCCACGUCUCUCAGGGGUUUGCAGUCGCUGUGCUUUACUGCUUCAUGAACGGAGAGGUGCAGCAUGAGAUCCAGAGGAGGUGGAGGAGGUGGAGGCUCACUCAGCUCCUGCCCACUCGGCCCAGGCAGCAUCACGGCUCCAUCAGCCACAGCGCCUCCCCCCACACCCAGGUCACCCUGCUGCUCUGCUCUCCAGGCGGCCCGGGCACCGCUGGGCUCCCGGUGGACACGCUGGAGAUGUGACUGGAGUUUGGGGUCGUGAUGACAGAGCGGAGCCUACAGACAGUCCAGUGAUUCUAUCUGACGACUGCGGAGUCUGAACUGUUUAAAUGUCGUCAUUUGACAUUUGACCGUCAAAUGACGGCAGAUGAAGUUUGAGAGUUAUUGGGGUUUUAAAGUUUGUAUAAUCUAAUGUAAGCAGCUGCACACAUUAAAAAAGAACUGGUCAAAGUUACUGCAGUAGAAAAUAACAUAUCCUGUUGGAUGUUUUUAUUACGACUGGGAUUUCUGCAGCCUUGUGCGGGACAAUGUGUUUCUAACGGGUUGAACUAGUGGCAGGAAUGGAAUUAGUUGGAUAUUUGGUCUUACAGAUAUUUUAUAGGGCAAUUCCAGCAUUUUUAGACAUUAGACAUUUUACCAAUGCAUCAGUAAAUGAAUGAUUCAGCAUUCUUUUACUGUUAGAUUCUAAAAUAGGAGUUAAACGUCAAUGUGAAACAUUUAAACCUGAAAGAUCCAGAUUGUCUUUGUGAUCGAAUUGCCCACAAAUACAAUCAGUCCUCGAAAUA
This is a messenger RNA of Hippoglossus stenolepis (Pacific halibut), 2120 nucleotides long. RefSeq names its product secretin receptor. NCBI's taxonomy places the organism in Eukaryota, Metazoa, Chordata, Actinopteri, Pleuronectiformes, Pleuronectidae. Gene Ontology annotation, cellular component: plasma membrane. The transcript is spliced from 12 exons. Gene Ontology annotation, molecular function: peptide hormone binding; secretin receptor activity; G protein-coupled peptide receptor activity. The record is from RefSeq and is a predicted model, not a curated record. Gene Ontology annotation, biological process: adenylate cyclase-modulating G protein-coupled receptor signaling pathway; cell surface receptor signaling pathway. Bases 142 to 1578 code for a protein of 478 amino acids.